This is a messenger RNA of Siniperca chuatsi (mandarin fish), 6152 nucleotides long. RefSeq names its product TEA domain family member 1a (gene tead1a). The record is from RefSeq and is a predicted model, not a curated record. The transcript has 12 exons. Gene Ontology annotation, biological process: hippo signaling; regulation of transcription by RNA polymerase II; embryonic organ development. Gene Ontology annotation, cellular component: transcription regulator complex. Lineage: Eukaryota; Metazoa; Chordata; Actinopteri; Centrarchiformes; Sinipercidae. Gene Ontology annotation, molecular function: DNA-binding transcription factor activity, RNA polymerase II-specific; RNA polymerase II cis-regulatory region sequence-specific DNA binding. The coding region runs from base 504 to 1790 and encodes 428 amino acids.
AUUCCUGCUCCCAUUCCGCGCAUAUUUCGCAUCCUUGGAGAGACGCUGCGCAUUUUACGCACUCAGCGCGCCCGAUCCUUCAUUAAUCCAAAACCGAGAGGAGACUCUGGACUUGGCGGAGUGCUUCCCGAUGCUGUAGCGACUCCGAUCCGUGGAAAAGUGUGGGAAUUAAUCCAUAAAGAGGCGUAUGAAUCGAGGGUUCCUGCUGUCUGACGUUGGAUUUCGGACCAGCUUGCUGAGUUGUCUGCAGUCUACCAGCCUUUAUUAGUAUUAUUAUUAUUGGUAGUUUGAAUUUGGGAUUACCAUUGUCGAAGCAGCAGUUAGCAUUAGCAUUCAGUUUCUUGUUGACCAAAGCUGGCUGUCCCCACUGGGAGUUAAUUAUUGCCAUUAGUAUUAACGUUAGUUUGAGUUUGCCAUUAGCUUUUUAUCACAUCACGUACUUAGCGUCAAACCAUUAGCAUUAGCACUGAGUACACAUCAGCUAGUUAACGUUAGCUGCCAGUAUGGAGCGCAGUAGCUGGAGCGGCAGUGAGAGUGCAGGGGAGGACAUGGAUAGACUAAGUGACUCAGGAGGGGAUAAGACCAUGGACGGGGACCCUGAGGGGGUCUGGAGCCCUGACAUCGAGCAGAGCUUCCAGGAGGCCCUGGCCAUCUACCCACCCUGUGGAAGGAGGAAGAUUAUACUGUCAGAUGAAGGAAAGAUGUAUGGUCGGAAUGAGUUGAUAGCCAGAUACAUCAAGCUCCGAACAGGCAAGACGCGGACAAGGAAACAGGUAUCCAGUCAUAUCCAGGUCUUAGCCAGAAGAAAAUCCAGGGAGUUUCAAUCCAAACUAAAGGACCAGAAUGCCAAGGAGAAGGCUCUGCAAAGCAUCUCCUCUAUGUCCUCGGCUCAGAUUGUCUCAGCCACCGCCAUACACAGCAAGCUCCUGCCUGGAAUAGUACGGGCCAGCUUCCCAGGCAACGCACAGCUGUGGCAGGGGAUGAUUCCUGGAGGACAGUCCAGCUCCACCACAGAAGAUAUCAAGCCGUUCUCUCAGCAAGCCUAUUCUGUGCAGACAGCAGGGACGACCACAAUCUCAGGCUACGAGCCUCCCACUGCAGCCCAAACACACAGAGAGCCGGCGUGGCAGGGUCGCUCCAUCGGCACCACCAAACUACGACUGGUGGAGUUUUCAUCUUUCCUGGAGACACAGAGGGACCAGGAGGCAUACAACAAGCACCUGUUUGUGCACAUCAGCCAGAGCAGCCCGAGCUACAGCGACCCCCUGCUGGAGUGUGUGGACAUCAGGCAGAUCUACGACAAGUUCCCUGAGAAGAAGGGCGGCCUCAAGGAGCUGUUCGGCAAAGGCCCGCAAAACGCUUUCUACCUGAUCAAGUUCUGGGCGGACCUAAAUCACAACAUGCAGGAUGACCCUGCGGCCUUCUAUGGUGUCACCAGCCAAUACGAGAGCUCAGAGAACAUGACCAUCACCUGCUCCACCAAGGUCUGCUCCUUCGGCAAGCAAGUGGUCGAGAAGGUGGAGACGGAGUACGCGCGGUUUGAAAACGGGCGCUUCGUCUACAGAAUCAGUCGCUCUCCGAUGUGUGAAUACAUGAUCAACUUCAUCCACAAGCUCAAACACCUGCCUGAGAAAUACAUGAUGAACAGUGUGCUGGAGAACUUCACUAUUCUGCUGGUUGUGAGCAACAGAGACACUCAGGAGACCUUGCUGUGUAUGGCGUGUGUGUUCGAGGUGUCCAACAGUGAGCACGGAGCACAGCACCACAUCUAUCGACUCGUCAAGGAAUAACACACACACAAACACACACACACACACACACACACACACACACACGGCCUUUGCUUGGUGAUAAAUGGUGACAUUGGAGGUAAAAUGUCUGAAAACUGAAUUCUACAAAAGUGUCUUUCAGCCAAACAAUUCGACUUAGUGAGGAAGAAAAUGGCUGCAUUUUCACUGCUGCUCACAAAACAUCACAGCAAUAAUUGGGUAAUUUUUAAUUAACACCAGAUAUGACACGGUAUGCUGCAGAAUCCUCAACAGGAGCAUUUCAACACAUAAAUAUUAACUCCAAUCUGAAUAUCAGAUGCUCAUUUGCUGCAGAAGCACAGUGGCAGUGCAGCCAUAGACACAUCCGAAUCGACCUGGGUGGUUUUCCGAAGAACAUCCUGACUCUGAUAUCACCAGGAGAUGCCAUGUCUCCUGUUAAUUGGUUUCUUCCCCUCUUUCUCCCAGUAAAUUUGUAUUUUGCUGUUCUGAUGAUGGAAAUGAAAGUGUUAUUUCUGUCAUGUGCUUUUGGGAAAGUCAACCCAGGAAGAAAAGAAGAAAUCUCACAAUUGUUGCCCCCUGUGACAAAAGUGUGUUUGUUAUCUGCCAAGAUACUGAUGGACACUGAAGGUCAGACCCUGUGUAUCAUCAAUAACCAGAGGAGGAAAUAACACUACUGCAUUAUCAUAUAGUACAGUAUAGAGGUGGUUUUGUACACUGAUAGCCACUGCAAAUUGUGUGAGCUGCAUUCUUGCACAAAAAAGAGGUUUGUCCCAAAGAGAAGAAAUCAGAUUUUUACCUUUUUGUAUGUUUUCUUUAAAAAAAAAAAAAAAAAAGAAUAGCUAAACUUUGGGAAAUUGUUUAGUGAUAGUAGCAUAUAGACUAUAUUUUAAUUCCAGGAACACUAUCUAAAAUUUAUGUUAAUAAGAAAGUAUAAGUGAAACUGAACAAUUCAGGUACCUUAUUGUGCAACAAGUGACUCUUCAUCAAGAUUGAAUAAAUAAAUAAAUAAAUAAAUAAGCAUGUUAAAGCUAUAAUCCUUAAGAUUUCAGUCCUGGCUGAUUUGGCGAUCACUGUCAGCACUAACCCUGGUGACAAAUACAAUACGCUCCCUGUGACUGCUUCACAAUAAAAGCCACUCUGUGUUUCAUCAGUUAAAAGCUUUUAAUAUGAAGCUGCAGUAGUAGGAAAUGUUGGGUUAGCAUUAGCAGUAACUUAAUACAGCUCUGAUAUGGCUGUAGGAGAGUGAACAGUAAAUGGUGAGGCUGAUGCCAGUGAGAUAAAAUUACAAACAUGGAUUGUGUCCUGUGAGGCAAUGUGAAUCCAGCGCGGGAAUGGCAGACUCUGCUGCUGACAGUGAAAACUACCAUAUCGAGAGGUGAUCACAUAAUUUGAAUAUACAAAAUGGCCAUUGCUGAAACAUAAUGCAGACCAUAAAAAGUUUUUUAAAACAAACGGUUUGAUUUCAUGAAAAUUUUAAGGAUUAUAACUUUAAGUAUUACAUUUAUUGUGGUCAGUCCAUUGGGAAGCACUGUGAAUCUUUAAAACUAUACAACAUCAUUCAUGGUGUACGAGGGAAGGAAACCUUUCAAACCUUAGAUUUUUCUGAUCAGGUUUCACUUUGCAAAUUAAACUUAGCUUAGUUCAGUAUUCUUGCACCAGCUAACUUGAGCUUUAACAUGUCCAUACUGACAAACGUGUUGAAGCCUGAAAUGUUAUUACGAUCAUAUUUAAACUGAAGCUUGCCCUGACCAGAAGCCUUGGCACCUGUUUUUCAUUUCGAGAGUUCUCCAUGUCAGGACAGCUCUUUCAGUGCUCGUUUUUUUAACUCUAGAAGACAUAAAAUAGUUUAAGACACAGUUCCCUUUAAUCAGUUCAGGACUGGUUUCUUCCAGUUAGAUGAUGAUAUAGCAGAAUUAAAGUAAUUUAUGAAUCAAAAACCAAAAACUGUUGAUGACGUCUACUGUAGCAGGUGAUGAUUGGUGGUUCGUCUGUGUCAUGCUCAGCAGCAUGAAGUGCCUUUGGGUGGGAGCAGCAGUAGACAUUUCUAAUCUGUUUUACGUAAGUCCUGAUGAUUUGGUGUUGUAGAUGGUGUACAGACAGGCAUUUCAAUGAAUAUAAAGAAUGCAUAAUUAAGCAUCAGAUGCUCCACUUUCCAGUGUCUGAGGGCUAAUUAUUCAAAUUCCAUAUUUAAUGGCUGUUUCUUGUUGUAAUCUGUAGACAGUCAGCACUGAACCAUCCUAAAGGAUCGUAACUGUAUUUCCCACAGGAUGUUAAUGAGUCACAUUCUUGUUUACUUGGUAUCUUAUCGCAGCAUUUACACGUAUUUGCAUUUGUGUAUUACAUGUAUGUGUGACAGAUUCAUGUUAAAACAGCUUGCACACUAGCUAUUGUCUGGUGCCUCAUUUAUAAAAUGCAACUUGGACUUGUUACUACUGGAGAAGACCGACUCUAAUUUAAAAUAAUUGAAAAAGAUCUGGGCCAUCAAUGACCACAGAGCUGUGAUGGUGUUUUCUUUAGAAACCUUAAAGAAAAAGUCAGUAAUCUGAGAGUGGUAUUGAUCUUCUCAUCUAACUCUCGGCAAGAAAACGAAUAACUCUAAUCCCAAAAAUGUCAAACAAUUUCUUCAAAACUGAAUUGAAAAUAAUUUAAGACUACACUACCUUACAAUUAGCAUCCUGCAUGGCCAAAAAUGUAUCAGCACCUGGUCUUUAUCCAACUUACUCAGCAAAGUUAGCCAGACAACUCAGUAAAGCUGCUUCUUGGAACAGACCUCCUCCAGACUCCUGUGCACAUUUUCUCACCUGGAAAUGUCUUUGAUUUUGUAUACUCAGUAUGUCCGUCAUGUAAACUGACAAAGACCAACACAAACACCAAAAUGAUGUGCAUGUUAAUGAAUGAGGCCCAGAGUUUUUGUUUCUUAACACACUGAUGCUGAUCAACACAGUGCCAAGACUCACAGGGUUUCCUGUGUGACCAGCUGGGAUGCUAUGUGGUGUCCAGAAUACCCAGUAACUUGCAGAGAAAACCUUGCAGAUUAACUUUGUGUUUAGGGCAGACCUGAAAUGAGCCAUCUUUAGAUUUGCCAUUGCCCAAAACCACUAUAUUUUGACUCUAUUUGUCUAAAGACUCAGGGUUACAACCACCUGUCCAAAAAAACACAAUCCUUUCAACACACUAGUGAAUCAUUCUGUUGGGAAAACCCAUUUCAAAAUUCCCCUGCCUUUCACUUUCCCAGAGCUUUGUCUCACACUCCAGCAGUUUGUUGUUUGCAGACAGACUGACCAGGCCUUCACAGCAGAGAACCAACAUGUAACAUGUGCAUGAUAACCUAACGCACGGCCUCAGAGGGGCUGAUUUUUUAAUGAUGACCGUCUGCGUCGAAAUUAUCUACCACCUGCUUACCAAAGACAGUCAUCAUGUGACACAACAUACAGAGGAAAAUUGAUUUAUUAAAAGCUAGAGUAACUUACAAGCUUCUGCCAAAAAGUUUCAAGGAAAAUGACUGCCAACCUAGAAACACCUGUAGCUUAUGGGCUACACUGUAAAACUGUACAGAUGUAAGUAAAAAAAUAAAUACAACAAAAUAAAUAGAAAGUAAUGGAAAUAGGGUUGAAUAAAACCUUUUGCAUUUUGAACCUGGUUCAUUAACGUGUUUGUCUUUAAAGACAUUUUAAUUUGACCUUAUCAAAUAUCGACACCUCUUAUCGCCUUGGUUGGCAGAUUGAAGAAGCCCUGUAUGCGAAGGUCACUGGAAACUGUGAUUUAUUCAAAUUAUGUUAAACUUUACAAGGACUCAACUGUAGGACUUUACUGUUAAAUGUCCACUCAUUAUAAUCAACUAGAGAAAGUCACACAAAAAGCAGUGUAUACACGAUGCCUAAAGGUCGUUCAAAAGGUUUCACAGUUCAGUAAACUGCUGAAUUUCGGAAUCAUCGUCGUCUGUGUUGUUAAUGUCGUCUCGUAUGUGCAAGUUGGAUAUUUAUCUUCUUUUCCGAACCACGUGUGGCACAGAAAUCCUGUCUGUAAUCAACUCCAGAAUGGCCUUGAAUCUUUUUGCUCUGGUGCAUGCGCAGCACACCUGUGUGCACUGAGGGUUCUUGAUAAGGUGCUUUGUAUAAAGGUGACAAUAACAUUUAUUACAGAUGUUGUGUAUAUCUUUGAUAUUCUAAUGUUUAUCCUAUUUUGCAAAGAAGAGAGUACAUUUAGGAAAGUCCAAAAUCUAGUAAUGUGUGUCUAUUGGUACUGCACAGGGUCUGAUCUUUGCUUUGUACGUUUUUUCCCCCUCAUGGCUAAAAGUAUGUUAGAUAUUUUCUAGCUUUGUAGAGACUUUGUACGCAUACAGUAUGCUAUUCAGUUUAAAUAAAUGGUCAGUUCCAAACUGUG